AAGAUGGCGGAGGCGCUCGUCCAAUUUGUGCCUGUGUCAUGCGCAACAGCGCUUAAUAUAUUUGUUACAGAACACAGUUCGGGGAGAUCGUCUGGUCAAAGGCUGAAUAGGUGAAGGUUUGAAAACAGCAUGGCUUUAAGAACAGCUUUCUCACGCUUGCUGGUAAAUUCACAGAGAUGUUUUCUGAUCUCUGUGUCAAGGGCCCAGGGCUCCGCAGCACCUGCACAACAAGAGGCAGAGGAGCACGUUAAAAAAGCAGUGAAGACACCUAAGGUGCAUUUUGAUUGGCGUGAUGCGUUGAAUCUGGAGGGGCAGCUGACAGAGGAGGAGAUCAUGAUCAGAGACACUUUCCGCACCUACUGCCAGGAGAAACUCAUGCCCCGCAUCCUCAUGGCCAACAGGAACGAACUUUUCCAUCGGGAGAUUGUGAAUGAAAUGGGAGAGCUUGGGGUCCUUGGGCCUACCAUUCAAGGAUACGGCUGUGCAGGCACCAGCUAUGUGGCAUAUGGUUUGAUUGCGAGGGAGGUGGAGAGAGUGGACAGUGGUUACCGUUCAGUUAUGAGUGUCCAGUCCUCACUGGUCAUGCAUCCUAUCAGUGCCUAUGGAACAGAAGCACAGAAACAGAAGUUCCUGCCUAAAUUGGCUCGUGGAGAGAUUCUAGGCUGUUUUGGACUUACAGAACCAAACCAUGGAAGUGACCCUGGCAGCAUGGAGACCAAGGCGAAAUACAAUCCCUCUAGCGGUACCUAUACCAUCAGUGGGGCAAAAACAUGGAUUACCAACUCCCCAUAUGCUGAUGUCUGUGUGGUGUGGGCGAAAUGUGAUGACGGCAGAGUGAGAGGGUUUAUCGUCGAGCGGGGAAUGAAGGGGCUGUCUACCCCUAAGAUAGAAGGCAAGUUCUCCCUUAGAGCCUCGGCCACCGGGAUGAUUCUAAUGGAUGAGGUUGAAGUGCCAGAGGAAAACCUGCUACCCUAUGUGUCUGGCCUUGCUGGUCCCUUUGGCUGCUUGAAUAAUGCCCGUUAUGGCAUCGCAUGGGGCGCACUGGGUGCUGCUGAAUUCUGCUUCCAUGCUGCCCGACAGUACACCUUAGACAGAAUCCAGUUUGGAGUGCCUCUGGCCAGAAACCAGCUCAUGCAGAAGAAGAUGGCAGACAUGCUAACGGAGAUUACGAUUGGACUGCAGUCCUGUUUACAGCUGGGCAGACUCAUUGACCAAAAGAAAUACACACCAGAAAUGAUCUCCAUGCUGAAGAGGAAUUCAUGCGGUAAGGCCCUGGACAUCGCCAGGCAGGCCAGAGACAUGCUGGGAGGAAACGGCAUAGCAGACGAGUAUCAUAUCAUACGCCAUGUCAUGAACCUGGAAGCUGUCAACACAUAUGAAGGCACUCAUGACAUCCAUGCUUUGAUCUUGGGCAGAGCCAUCACUGGACUCCAGUCUUUUACAGUUGAAAAAUAAACACAUUUCUUUUUGAACAAGGGUGUAUCUAGUGAGACUCUCUGAUCUGGAGAACCUCUAUCAACAUCCAUGCAUACAGUUAAUGCCUCAGUAUGGCAACAAACCUCCUGAAAAUAUUAAAGAAAUGCCUGCAUGGGUCCAAACUCUGCUCUGUGUUCACAUGCAAAACUACAAAGAGAAAGAUUAUAACUUCAGUGUAGUGGUUUGAUGUGUUAAUGCACCAUGUUACAAAGAAAAUGACAUUAUUAAAUGUUUCAUGUUCUUUUGGUAAAAACGUUUUUCUGUUUGAAAUCAGAUCCACAGAUUUCAAUUGUAGGUGAACUACAAAAGUGAUAAUAAAAACUAGCCAAGUUAAUUCAUAGCAGGUUCAUAAUAUUGCUGAAAACUGCAUUUUAGAAAGAUAGUCCACAAAGGGAAACACUAUCUCUAAAGGGUACUGGGUUUAGAUGACAUGUUACAAAGGAAUUUCCAUUAUGAACAUAGUUUUAAAUGGAUUUCAACUCCAGGUGGAUGAUAUUCUGACAGUGAAGUUAAUUCAUAGCAGGUUCAUAAUAUUGCUGAAAACACUGCAUUUUAGAAAUGCAGUUUGAUCCACUGAUCAUGUUUAAUAAUUGUUAGGCUCUUGUAAAUUGUAUUUGAGUUGUUUUGGAAAUAAAGUGAACAUCUGCA
Molecule: messenger RNA, 2124 nt
Organism: Myxocyprinus asiaticus (Chinese sucker)
Lineage: Eukaryota; Metazoa; Chordata; Actinopteri; Cypriniformes; Catostomidae
Gene: gcdha
Product: glutaryl-CoA dehydrogenase a
Exons: 12
Coding region: 130-1455 (441 amino acids)
Biological process (GO): fatty-acyl-CoA biosynthetic process; fatty acid beta-oxidation using acyl-CoA dehydrogenase
Cellular component (GO): mitochondrial inner membrane
Molecular function (GO): fatty-acyl-CoA binding; glutaryl-CoA dehydrogenase activity; flavin adenine dinucleotide binding
Source: RefSeq, a predicted model, not a curated record